GUUGUGAAAAUGCUCAAAUGCUGAAGUUGUUAUCUGUUCCCUUUGGGUUUUGUUCCCUGGUUCAAAAUUCUCCUUUGGAUACAGCUUCUACAGUUCAAAUUUGUGUCCUUUUCUCCUUUUGUUUCUUUUUUUCAAUACAGGUAACUGUGAGAGUUGAAGACAUCAAUGACAACCCUCCAGUUUUCUCAGCAUGGAUCCAAACUCAUUUAUCAGCUCCUGAGAAUGCAGCUGGUCUAGACUUGGGCACAUUUUCUGCUACUGAUCUGGAUGUAGGAGAUAAUGCACUUAUUAGCUACUCUCUGCAAGAUGAUUUUGCUGAAACAUUCCAUAUCAACAGUUCUACUGGCAAACUGAUGACACAAAAACCCUUAGACAGAGAAGUGAUGGACAGUUAUGAAUUGAAAAUAAUUGCCACUGAUUCUGGCAAGCCACCACAAUCUGCAAGCUCAGUUUUGAGCAUCACUGUGGAAGAUGUGAAUGACAACCCACCAGUGUUCCCCCAAAAAUCCUACUCUGUGACUGUGAGGGAGAAUGAGCCUCCACAUGUGAUUUUGAGUGCAGUAGCCACAGAUGCAGAUAUAGGGUACAAUGCCAUCAUUCAUUACACCAUAACUGGAGAGACAACUUCAUUUCAUGUUGGAGAAUUUUCUGGAGAUAUUGCAACCCUUCAGCCUCUGGACUAUGAAAGUCAAUCUCAAUAUGUCUUGAUUCUGAAAGCUUUCAAUCCUGGAGAGCCACAUCUCCAGGACACAGCAAACAUUACAGUUACUGUGGAAGAUGUCAAUGAAGAAGGACCCACGUUUGACCAGUCCUCAUAUUACAAGGUCCUCUUAGACAGCUCUACAGCUGGCAGCCUGGUAGUAGACAUCAAUGCAAGAGAUGAAGGCAAGGGUUAUGAUGAAGGCAUUUUCUACAAUAUUUCAGGUGGAAACUCAGAAGGCCUCUUUAGUCUUUCCAGUACCACGGGAGAGCUCAGGUUAACAAGAGACUUAUCCAAACAAACUGUUCCCCUGUAUUACUCCUUGAACAUCACCGCUACGGAUUCGGGUCUGCCACCUCUUUCAACCUCUGUAAAGGUGUCAGUCAUAAUUGCUCCCAUGGAUGUGUCCUUCCCAGUGUUCCUGGAAGAAGCCUAUCACCCUGCCCCUCUGUCAGAGAAGAGCCCCACAGAUACGUUUGUUGUUGAGGUUAGAGCCUUGUACAAGCUCCCUGUGAACUACAGCAUCGCCUCUGGAGAUGAGAAGGGAUAUUUCAUUAUCCAUUCGUCCAGUGGUAUUGUAAGAACACAUAAGAAUCUAGAACUGGAAGAUUUUCCAGUAAAUUUCAAGGUGCGAGCAACAGACUCAUCUAAUGCUGUCAUAUUUAAUGAAGUGGAAGUGAAGGUGGAAGUCAUUGAUGAAAACAAUUUCCCACCAGUUUUUCCAUCUUCUCUACUGGAAGAGAGACUGCCAGAGCAUUCCCCUGCUACUCAGAUUGUGCAGCUGAAAGCUCAGGACAAUGACACAGGCAGAAACGGUUUCCUGACAUAUGGCAUUCUCAAUGGACACAGACUGAAAUUCAGGAUAAAUGAAACCACUGGAAUCCUUUACUCCACUGCCCCCUUUGAUUAUGAAGAAGAACCCACAGAGUAUCAGGUUGUGGUGUAUGCCGAAGAUGAUGGAAUCCCUGAGAAGAAGAGGGGUUACUGCACAGUUGUGAUAAAGAUCACCGAUAUUAAUGACUGGCCACCUGUGUUUGAUCCAGUGUCUGACUUCAGUGUCCAUGAAAAUGUGCCUGUGGGAUUCAUAGUUGGAAAAAUCACUGCAUCAGACAGAGACACAGGAGACAAUGCCUUUGUUCUGUAUAACCUCACAGGUGAGGGAGAAAAUGUAUUUGAAAUAGAUCAAAUACAGGGCAUCAUUAAAAUAAGGAACUCUCCAGACUAUGAAACCAUGAAUAAAUACAACCUUACAGUGACUGCAAUCAACAAUAAAUCGGCCCCUUUCUACCAGGCAGCCACCCAUGUCAGCAUUGCAGUGAUUGAUGUGAAUGAUAAUGCCCCGGUGUUUGUCCAGAGCUCCUAUUCUGCUUCCAUAAACAUGGUGAAUCCCGUGGGUACUCCUGUCCUCACCGUGAGCGCCACUGACCGUGACCAGGGGCAAAAUGGCCUCAUUGAGUAUUACAUCCUCCCGGAUCCCACCGUGAGCCCAUUCUUCCUGAUAGAGGAUUUGAGUGAGGGGAAGAUAAUUACACCUGGAAACCUGUCUAGAUCUGGAGAGAUGCAUUUAACAGUGAUGGCAAAAGACAAAGGUUCUCCUCCUUUAAAUGGCACUGCUGUGGUUACUCUGAGUGUGUUUGACAACCGUCCAUUCGUUCCUCGCCUCAACAAAAGUGAGAUCAGGUAA
Lonchura striata (white-rumped munia) is the source of this 2384-nucleotide messenger RNA. Its product is annotated as protocadherin Fat 4-like. NCBI's taxonomy places the organism in Eukaryota, Metazoa, Chordata, Aves, Passeriformes, Estrildidae. Gene Ontology annotation, biological process: homophilic cell-cell adhesion. The record is from RefSeq and is a predicted model, not a curated record. Gene Ontology annotation, cellular component: plasma membrane. Gene Ontology annotation, molecular function: calcium ion binding.